Molecule: messenger RNA, 1654 nt
Organism: Exaiptasia diaphana
Lineage: Eukaryota; Metazoa; Cnidaria; Anthozoa; Actiniaria; Aiptasiidae
Product: melanocyte-stimulating hormone receptor-like
Exons: 1
Coding region: 98-991 (297 amino acids)
Biological process (GO): G protein-coupled receptor signaling pathway
Cellular component (GO): membrane
Molecular function (GO): G protein-coupled receptor activity
Source: RefSeq, a predicted model, not a curated record
UAGAAGUGGUCUGCUAAAUUCUUCACCGUCAAUUCUUAAACUUGUAGUCUGAYACAUUAAUCUUCCAAGCAUCGGUUUAACUCCGUUAUGUUUCAACAUGAGCAAUUCUACAAUACCAACCGUUGACUAUUAUAUUGAAGCAAAUUAUGCCAUCCUGUUGAUUGUUGUCAACGCUUGUAGCUCCAUUGUGGCUUGCGUCUUGAACUUCAUGAUCAUUUUGACUUUUGUAAAGACGCCAUCAAUGCGAACACCUUCGUAUAUUCUUAUUCUUUGUUUAGCCAUCGCUGACUUUGGUGUUGGCAUUUUGGUGCAGCCGGUUAAUUGCGUUGAAUUGUUUGCGAGGAUGAAAACAUAUAAAUCACUUUUUGAUAUUAGCGAUUCUAUAAGAGGUGGAAGUUCAUGGGUAUUAGGGCCUUCGUCUUUGUUUACAAUCACUGCCAUAACCAUCGACCGAUUCCUUGCUCUUCACUUGCAUUUAAGGUAUCAAGAACUUGUUACAGCUAAGAGAAUGUGUAUAGUUGUGAUAGGUGUUGCAACCAUAAGUCCGUUUGGUAUUUUCGCUGCAUGGAAUUAUACUGCCAAAAUAGUCUGGUCUUCUGUCUUAGUUGCUCUCUUGGUGCUAAGCAUAUUUUUGAUGGUGAAAAUUUCUCUAGCAGUAAGUAAACAUUCGGCAAGCAUCCAUGCACAAGAACAAUCAGUACAACARAGUGCAGUCCUCCAACGAUACAAGAAAACUGCGAAUACAAUGUACUUUAUUACUGGAAUGUUUGUAGUGUGUUAUAUUCCCUUUACUAUUGUGAAUUUCACACGACAUGCUGCAUGGAACAAAGCUCCGCCUUUAAUAUAUAUUAUCUUGCAUGCGACUUACACACUUAUGUUAACAAACAGUGCWUUGAAUCCAGUUAUCUACUGCUGGAGAAUGAAAGACAUGCGAAAUKCUGUCGUGCAGCUGUUUCGAAACAUUCGAUGUCAUAGUGAGCGUCAAACCUAAAUCAAUUUUUUCUCCCGAGCAAAAAAAAGUCGCUACCUCGAUUUUGUAUUUUGGACGAAAAGAACCAUUAUCGGUCUGGUGAAAACCAAUGUCCUCAUUUAAUGGUGUAGGUAGAGUAGCAAGUGCUGRAACCCUUCCCCCUCCUGUAAAUAAAACAGAAAGUCACAUAAAUUUCGGCAAGAUUCGCGUAUUUUCUGAUUUUUGUUARGUUUCAAUAGUGAAACAUUGUCAGACUUUUUUUAUAUGCAUGCUGAGUUUUUUCCAUUAAAAUUAUGAGUUUGAGUUUGCAGACGGUCAAUUAUAUAAUGUGUGUGUAUAUACCAAUAUGAUCAACUAGAAAUUCAUAACUUUAAUUUUCUUCUCAGUAGAAGUAUUGACUAUUAAAUAACACCUCUCAAUCAUAUAUUGAAGGCAAUUGAUAGAGAACAUAUUAUAUCAUCAAAUUAGCAUAGGUAUAUAUCAUAAAAAGAGAAUUAAUCUAUGAACACAAUUACGUAGAAUGUUUUUUUUCUUGUACUGAGUUUGAUUAUUCUGGUGACAUUAAGUCAAUAAUCAUUCAAUCUGCAUUUUUUGUCAUUAAUCAUAUUCUAAAUAAUUCAUAAUUUGCUAUCAAGAUUAGCAUACGAGAAAAAUAUACGUCGAAUAAACRCAGUGUUCAACAGA